UAUAUAAUAAAAACUUAACUGCUCAACUCAUCCUGGUUUCUCCUCGUGAGCCAAGGCGGUGCACGGGUUCUUUCCAAAGACACGUUAACGUUUGUAUUCAGUAAUAUCUGACAGUUGCUCUGUCUCUUUUUAGUUUUAGCGAGUUACAUUUCCAAAAUACUAUAGCCAUGGCUGGAAAAGUUGUGCUGCACUACUUCAAUGGGAGAGGGAAAAUGGAGUCAAUCCGCUGGCUUUUGACAGUUGCAGAGGUUGAGUUUGAUGAGGUGUAUCUGUCAACUCGUGAGCAGUAUCAGAAACUCCUAAGUGAUGGAGCCCUCAUGUUUCAACAGGUUCCCAUGGUUGAAAUUGAUGGCAUGAAGCUUGUUCAGACAAAGGCAAUCUUGAAUUACAUUGCAGAGAAGUACAACCUUCAUGGAAAAGACCUCAAAGACCGUGUCAUGAUCAAUAUAUACUCAGAGGGAGUGAUGGAUCUCAUGGAAAUGAUCAUGAUGUUGCCCUUCAGCCCAGAUCCAAAAGAAAAACUGGAUACUAUUCAAACUAAAGCAAAAGAUCGCUACCUUCCUGUGUUUGAAAAGGCGCUGUCUGGGCAAAUAUACCUGGUUGGAGGUAAACUAAGUUGUGCAGACGUGCAGCUGCUUGAAUGCACCCUGAUGUUGGAGGAGAAAUUUACUGGAAUCCUCUCUGAGUUUCCCAACGUCAAGUCUUUCCAGGGCAGGAUGAUCCAGAUUCCUGCCAUCAACAGGUUCCUGCAGCCAGGCAGCAAGAGGAAGCAGCAGCCAGAUGAAACCUACACGAAGACCAUCGAGGAGGUGUUCAACAUCAAAUUACCACGGCCAUGAACUCUGUAAAAGAUCUGGCACAUUCCUCACGUAGGCAGUGAAUGAUUUAUUAUGCAAGCGUAACAUGUACGGCAUGCGGAUCAAUUAUAUUCCCUAGUUUAUGCUGAGAUGACUACUGCACUGUCCAUCACAAAAUAACUAAUCUAUUUAGCAUGAAAGGAAUCUGUAAUCUUUCAUAACAUUAUAAGGGUGUUUUAAUGUGAAGGUUCUACUAAAUAAAUUGUUUAUUUUUGAGGAA
Molecule: messenger RNA, 1077 nt
Organism: Siniperca chuatsi (mandarin fish)
Lineage: Eukaryota; Metazoa; Chordata; Actinopteri; Centrarchiformes; Sinipercidae
Gene: gsta.1
Product: glutathione S-transferase, alpha tandem duplicate 1
Exons: 6
Coding region: 168-839 (223 amino acids)
Biological process (GO): glutathione metabolic process
Molecular function (GO): glutathione transferase activity
Source: RefSeq, a predicted model, not a curated record